Messenger RNA from Naegleria gruberi, 1311 nucleotides. RefSeq lists its product as uncharacterized. The transcript has 2 exons. Gene Ontology annotation, cellular component: SCF ubiquitin ligase complex. The record is from RefSeq and is a predicted model, not a curated record. Gene Ontology annotation, molecular function: protein binding. NCBI's taxonomy places the organism in Eukaryota, Heterolobosea, Eutetramitea, Acrasida, Naegleriidae. The coding region runs from base 1 to 1311 and encodes 436 amino acids. Gene Ontology annotation, biological process: SCF-dependent proteasomal ubiquitin-dependent protein catabolic process.
AUGACUAGUAAAACAUUCUCCGAUCUUCCACAAGAUGAAUUAUCUGUUGUUUUACAAUAUUUACCGAUCGGAAGCCUAUUAAUGUUUUCAUUGGUUUCAAAGGCUAAUUAUGACUUUGUUCGUGAUCAAGUGAAGAAUAAUAUUUGCAAAUAUGUUGUCUAUGAAAAUAACUCUUGGUCAUUGGUGGAUGCUUUAAGACAAAAGAAAUCAAUGCGGUUAUCAGAGUGUUCUAAUGAAAUUGAAGGAUUUAUGAAUGAGAUUGCAGAAAGAAAUGGAUCCAUUUCAGAAAUUACAAGUCAUUUCAAAGCAGAUAAUAUUUCCUUUCCAGAUUUAUAUCAUUUAUUGGAUAUUAGAAAAGGUAGUGAAGAGGAAGAAUUCCAACAAGUCCAAGUUGAAACUAUAUGUUUAGAAAAUACACCAGAUAAUAAGCCACCUCAAUUAGUUGGAAAUGAUGAAAAAGGAUAUCACUUUGAAAAAAAGAUGAAAACUAUUGAGGGAGAGCCCCUUACUUAUGAUUUGAAAAGUCUCUCAAUUGACAUGACUCUUACUAGAUCUAAGCUUUUAAAGAUUAUGACCAAAUUGAAGAAUUUAGAGAGCUUGAAUCUAAUUGUUGAGCAAGAAUAUUACAGACCAAAAACAAGUCGUGGAGGAAGAGGUCUUGGCGGAGGAUUGUUCAGUAUAUCAAGUGGAGAAGAUGAUACACAAGAUGGGAAGGGAGAAGCCUUCGAUGAUGAAUUUAUCUAUGUACCAAUUAUGAAGAAACUCAAAAAAUUGGUGAUUGAAAGGGGUUUUGAUGAUGAUAGAUUUAUAUUUGAAAUUAGUUCAUUUUGUCCAAAUCUUGAACAUUUGCAUUUUGUUUGCAGAGAAUCUGUUGAUGAUAAUAUGUUAGAGCAUCUUGCCAAAUACUGUCCUAAAAUGAAGUAUCUAAAGAUUAAAAGCGAUGAUGGUGCAACUCAAUUCGAGUUGGAAAUUACAGAUAAGGGAUUGGAGCAUUUUUUGGAGAAGGAAACUCAAAUUGAAGUUAUUGAUCUUGAACCAGCAGCUAAUAUUUCAGGGUCCAUAUUUAAAAGACUUGGAGAUUUCCCAACAUUGAAGAGCUUUAGAACUCAAAGAGUUUCUUAUAAUGGAGAUUGUUCAGAUCAAGAGGAAGAUAUCUUCUUUGGUGGUAAUACAAAUCCAAACUUGGAAUAUUUAGAUAUUGGACCAGGUUUUAGCUUUACUAAGGAGGAAUUUGAGAAGUUAUUCAUUUCUUUGAAGAAAUUUGCUCCAAACCUAAAAGGAUUUGGUGAGAUUGGACAAGUGUCUGAAUGA